GGUCGGAGAUAUAAAAAUGAAUGAUAAGUGACUAGUUAUAUUUAAUUUGAUCAUUAUAAAAUGAUUGUGUUGGUAUUGAUUUAAAGCAAAAUGGAUGUUUCGUUAUCCACUAUUCUUAAAGUCAAGGAAAAGCUGGAUUCUGAUACUUUAAAAGAAGACAAGAUAUUGAAGUAUCUUCAAGGUUUGGAUGAAAUCAACAUCAAUGUUGAAAUUCUGAAGUCCACUGGGAUUGGCAAGUCAGUGAACAACCUGAAAAGACAAGGUGGCAGCAUUGCGCUUCUUUCAAAGGCAUUAGUAAAGAAAUGGAAAAGUUUAUUAACAACAGAUGAUUGUGAUAAUCUCCAAAAGACGUCUCUUCUGAAUAGCUCAGAUGUUCUGACUAAGAAAAAUGUAUCACAGAGUCAUAGUGUUGAGAAAAUUGGCUCUAAAUCUGUUGAGAAAAGACUGCAUGAAAAAUCUAGCCGAACAGAAAAGAAGACUUACUCCCAACAAAAGGCUGCAUCAAUGCAACUGUGUGAUUUGAGUUUUGUCUCGGAGGAACUGAGUCCAAGUCCAAAAAAGAAACAAAAGACUAGGAAUGCUCAGCUGGUAACUAUGUCUCCAAGUUUAAGUCUUCAAACUUCAACUCUACCAAGUGCGAAAGAAAUUGGGCAAUCUUUACUUCCAGACAUUCAACCAAACUAUGUGCCACAAAAACAACCUACUUAUGUUGAAAAUUCUCCCCAGAAACGUAAAGCUCUUUCAACUGAUAUUCCACUUGACUUGUUAUCAUCAAGAAAAUCAAAGACUCAAGUGUUCUCUGGCAGACGAAACGCCAAUAGAUGUGGAGUUGUUACUUCAUUACAUGAGAUGUGCAUCAAAGUUUUAGUUGAUAAUAUUGAAGCAUUAUUCGAUACUGGUGGUGUUCCAUACGAUAUUCUAGAACCUGUUCUAGCAAAGUGCACACCUGCUCAGCUGUGGAAUUUGGAAGAGUAUAAUCCGUAUUUUCUGGAGGAUACUGGCCCAUUAUGGAAGACUCAUUGUCAGCGAGAUUUCAAAGAGACUUGGGGAAUGAAACAAGAUGAUUGGAGAACGUUCUACUUGAAAAAACACGAAGAAAGAGAAGAUAAAUUAAAGUCAAUUGAUGCUAAAAUCAAAGCUUCUCAGGCUGCUAAACAACAAGGUCGUCAAAUGAAACUAGCGUAUGUUCAUGUUGAGGCUAAGGCUCCCCCUCAGGUCACGAAGCAGGCUAAACACGGCACAUCUGUCAUUCGACCUGUAUCAUCUUCGUCAUCACGUAUUUCUUCAACUUCGGCAGUUGUUGUAUCACCAAAAAAACGAAAACAAACAACUACAUUGAUGAAAAAAGUUAAACAGAUGGGAAAUAUGCACAGAUCCAGAGUAAAUUCUUCGAUCAUUCGAAGAUAAUAUUGAUGAAUUUAGUCAUUUUAUCGUGAAGAACAACCAUACUGUAGUUUUUCCAAUGUCCAUUGUCUGUGCGCACUUCUUGUGCCUCUCAGAGGCAUGGCUCUACGUAAUAAUGACGUCGCACUUGUUCUUCUUCUGGCCUCACGCGACCCAUUUGGCAAAGACAAUGAAGAUCGUGUCAACUGUAAAUAAUAAGAUGAUAGAUUAGAAUUUAGGUAUUUGAGAGGGAUUGUUUAUCCAACUACUAUCAUAAUGUGAUUAACUUAGUGGAUUGAAAGAAUGAUGAAUAAGAUGAAAAAUAUUUGAAGUAGUAUUUGCUUUAAUCGAAUGUUAAAUGUAAAAUUACCAUUCAGUGUUAUUGAAAACAUCAUAUUUUCAAUAAAUUAACUGUUUUCAGUUAUGAAAAUCUAA
This is a messenger RNA of Xenia sp. Carnegie-2017, 1818 nucleotides long. RefSeq names its product elongin-A-like. The record is from RefSeq and is a predicted model, not a curated record. Gene Ontology annotation, biological process: transcription elongation by RNA polymerase II. Gene Ontology annotation, cellular component: elongin complex; nucleus. Lineage: Eukaryota; Metazoa; Cnidaria; Anthozoa; Malacalcyonacea; Xeniidae.